UCUGUACACUGUUUUAUCUUAUUUAUUAACACUUUAUUGCGGAUUACUGAAUUGCUGAAUUAUUUACAACUUUAUAACUUUUCAAAACACAGCAACAUCCAUAAGUGGAAAGUAAAUACAACCUUAAGCUAUCCAAAAUACAUUUUCUUGAAGUGAAAAGUAGCAGGAUAAGCCUUUGUUCAAAGAGUUUGCUAGUAGUUUCUCCUUUUUAUCGGUCUUUACUUUGUAGCUGAUUGAGGAGCAGAGAGCUGGAAGGAAAUGGAGUCCAAUGAGGCCAGUGUUCAAUACAACUGCUGGAAUGAAGACAACAUGAACAUGCAAGUGCUGCAUUCACAGUCCAGACUGAUUGAUCUCUAUAACAGACUGUGCAUCGAACGUCUUGGCAUUGUAAUGAAAGUGGCGGUGUCUUUGGCUGUGAUGGUAGUUAUAUACAUUAUUGGAUACAUCACAGGAUACUACGUUCACCGAUGCUGAAGAGGACACUAUAUUG
Messenger RNA from Carassius gibelio (silver crucian carp), 490 nucleotides. RefSeq names its product small integral membrane protein 1-like. The record is from RefSeq and is a predicted model, not a curated record. Lineage: Eukaryota; Metazoa; Chordata; Actinopteri; Cypriniformes; Cyprinidae. The coding region runs from base 259 to 474 and encodes 71 amino acids. The transcript is spliced from 2 exons.